AUGAGGAAGCAUGUAUUUCUUCGGAUUUUACAUGCACUUAGUGAGUGGUCCCCUUAUUUUUGCCAAAGGUUUGAUGCCUUUGGCAAGCCUGGUCAUUCGCCACACCAAAAAUGCACUGCAGCCAUGCGCCUGCUAGCGUAUGGCUGCCCUGCUGAUAGUCUAGAUGAAAAUCUGAGAAUUGUUGCAAGCACCGCCAUUGAAGUCUUGACCAAGUUCGCGAAAGGUGUGAGGAAGAAUUUCGGUGAAGAAUAUCUAAGAAGGCCCACUAAUGAAGACACUAGACACUUAUUUCAUGUUGCUGAGAAUCGAGGUUUCCCUGGCAUGUCAGGAAGUAUAGAUUGUAUGCAUUGGGAGUGGGAAAGGUGCCCAACUGCUUGGAAGGAACAAUUUACUCGUGGUGAUAUUGGAGCAUCCACCAUUAUGCUAGAAGUUGUUGCCUCGCUUGAUCUUUGGAUUUGGCAUGCGUAUUUUGGUGUGGUAGGGUCUAACAAUGACAUAAAUGUGUUAAAUCAGUCAACUUUGUUCACACAAUUACUACAAGGGAGAGCUCCUAAAGUAGAGUUUACAGUCAAUGAAAAUGUGUACAAGAAGGGUUACUAUCUAGCAGAGGGUAUUUAUCCAAAGUGGGCUACAUUAAUGAAAACAAUCCCCCUACCACAGUGUGAGAAAGAUAAGAGAUUUGCACAGCAUCAAGAAUCAGCAAGAAAAGAUGUGGAAAGAGCAUUUGGAGUAUUGCAGCGAAGAUUUGCCAUUAUACGUAACCCAGCACGAUUGUGGGAUAGAAGUGCACUAGCAGAUAUCAUGUAUGCAUGUGUGAUAUUGCACAACAUGAUAGUAGAGGAUGAGAGAGAUGACUAUCAAGUUCGGUAUGACUUGGAUUACGACGAGGGUAGCGACCCAGUCCCACUAACAGGAUACGGUCAUGGACCAAUUCAAGAAUUUGCUAGGGUACUUCAAACAGACACUGAAAUACGUGAUCGAACAAUGCAUCGUCGACUGAAAGAUGACUUGGUGGAGCACAUAUGGCAAAAGUUUGGAGCAAAUGAUGCCUAG
Messenger RNA from Brachypodium distachyon (stiff brome), 1053 nucleotides. RefSeq lists its product as uncharacterized. Bases 1 to 1053 code for a protein of 350 amino acids. The transcript has a single exon. The record is from RefSeq and is a predicted model, not a curated record. Lineage: Eukaryota; Viridiplantae; Streptophyta; Magnoliopsida; Poales; Poaceae.